Molecule: messenger RNA, 1062 nt
Organism: Cooperia oncophora
Lineage: Eukaryota; Metazoa; Nematoda; Chromadorea; Rhabditida; Trichostrongylidae
Source: the annotation of a GenBank genome assembly
CUGAGUGAUCAUUUAGGACUUGGUAGACAAAAUUCGAACGGCAGGGUGACGUAUACUCAAGAGAGCAGGUCAUCAAAGGAAAUUGGGGAAUUUGAAGAGCCAGUUCUUCUGCAUAUGAAUCACACUACCAUGACUAAUUAUUUACAUGCGUUGGCAGAUAGAUAUCCGAACCUCACCCAUCUAUACUCCAUUGGUACUUCAGUUCGUGGACGCCAACUCUGGGUGUUGACAAUUUCGAGGUAUCCACGGAAACAUGAAACAGGAGUUCCAGAAUUCAAAUACAUUGCAAAUAUGCAUGGUAACGAGGUAUCAGGUCGGGUCUUUCUGCUGGGCCUAGCAUGGACUCUGCUUCACAAUUAUUAUACUAAUGAAUGGAUCCGAAAUCUUGUCGAUACCACACGAAUACAUCUACUGCCAACGAAUGAAUCCGGAUGGCAAGUUUGCAAAGAACUUAGUUGCAUAUGCCCGUUUGUACUGUGUGGCAAUUUGCUCUCGGACGUUUUCAGCACGAAUGGUGACACCUUUUUCAGUUAUGAGCUCGCUUAUGAAGGUGAUGAGGCAGGAAUUCACGGAAGAACCAAUGCUAACAAUAAAGAUUUGAAUAGGAAUUUCCCCAGCAGAUUUCCCAAUUAUUUCCCGUCUGAAGAGCUUCAGCCGGAAACUGCAGCAGUGAUGAAAUGGACGAAAUCGAUCCCGUUUAUUUUAUCAGCUAGCCUUCAUGGUGGCACAACACUGGUGAACUAUCCGUUCGAUGACCAUCCGACUCGAAGCGCUUCACGUCGUUACUCACCGUCACCGGAUAAUGAAUUAUUUGUUAGAUUAGCCUACUCUUAUUCAAAAGUACACGACCGAAUGAACAAACAGGGCCCACGAUGUCUCGACGAUCACCUGAAUUUGGCUACAGAACCACAGAACGGAAUUGUCAACGGAGCAGACUGGUAUAUAGUGUCUGGUGGAAUGCAAGAUUGGAAUUACUUACACACUAAUUGCUUCGAACUGACUAUCGAACUGAACUGCGUUAAAUAUCCUCCAAGAAGUGAACUAAAAACGCUUGUGGGAUGA